Messenger RNA from Homarus americanus (American lobster), 949 nucleotides. RefSeq names its product structural maintenance of chromosomes protein 2-like. The transcript has 8 exons. NCBI's taxonomy places the organism in Eukaryota, Metazoa, Arthropoda, Malacostraca, Decapoda, Nephropidae. The record is from RefSeq and is a predicted model, not a curated record. Gene Ontology annotation, molecular function: ATP binding; ATP hydrolysis activity. The coding region runs from base 71 to 949 and encodes 292 amino acids.
UUUGACUGAAGGUGAAUUUGGCGGGCAGGAGGCGGCACACAGGUUAAGAGUGACGUGACGCCUACACAAGAUGUAUGUCAAGUCUAUGGUGGUUGAUGGCUUUAAGAGUUAUGGCCAGCGCACUGAAAUUAAUGACUUUGAUCCUCUCUUCAAUGCCAUCACUGGUCUGAAUGGUUCUGGAAAAUCCAAUAUAUUAGAUGCCAUUUGCUUCUUACUUGGCAUCACAAACCUCAGCCAAGUGAGAGCUACCAACCUGCAGGAGCUGGUAUACAAGAAUGGACAAGCAGGUGUGACUAAGGCUACAGUCACCAUCACCUUUGACAACACAGACAAGAAGCAAAGCCCCAUAGGUUAUGAACAUUACGCUGAAGUUACCAUCACUCGUCAGGUUGUAAUUGGUGGACGCAACAAAUACAUGAUAAAUGGCACAACAGUUCAGAACAGCAGAGUUCAAGAUUUCUUCAGGUCAGUGCAGCUCAACGUCAACAACCCUCACUUCCUCAUCAUGCAGGGACGCAUAACAAAGGUCCUUAACAUGAAGCCCCCAGAGAUCCUUGCAAUGAUUGAGGAAGCCGCCGGUACUCGCAUGUACGAGUCCAAGAAGCAGCAGGCCCAGAAGACUAUUGAGAAGAAGGACGCUAAACUGAAGGAGAUCAAUGAUAUCCUUCAGGAGGAGAUCACCCCCACACUGAGCAAGCUAAAAGAGGAAAGAACUAUGUACCUGGAAUUUCAAAAAGUGCAGCGUGAACUGGAACACCUCACCAAACUUUAUAUUGCAUACAAGUUUUUGUCAGCACAGGAGACCAACGAAAAAGCCCGAGAGGAACAUGAGGGCGUCAAGAAGCAGAUCAACGACAUGCAGCAGAGCAUAAGUAACGGUGCAAGAGAGAGAAAAGAGUUAGACAACCAAAUUAUACAACUACAGCAGAUUCGUGAUACAGCUCCGUAA